GUUCCACAAUGGUACAGCCAGCAUCACGCUGCACAAUGGUUUCCAGGCAGUGAAAGAGGUUUGGAAUGUGGUUAAAAAUACCACGUAAGGUUGCAGUUUGAGGGAAGGGUUGCUGUACCGGGAGCAUAGUUCGCAGGCACGGAAUGGGCUAGCAUUAGAAAUUGGUACCAGCAGCAGGCCAGAUUCAGCUAUGGGAAUUCAGGCAUGAAGUUGACCCCUCUCAAUCAUUUCCUAUAGAUGAGACAUAGCACAAGCUGUGGUAUUUAUGAGCCGCCAUUUCUUGUACUACUGCAGUGAACCUACCCUGGAUGUGAAGAUUGCCUUUUGUCAGGGAUUUGGGAAACAAGUGGAUGUGUCAUAUAUUGCCAAACAUUACAACAUGAGCAAAAGCAAAGUUGACAACCAGUUCUACAGCGUGGAAGUAGGUGACUCGACCUUCACCGUUCUCAAGCGCUACCAGAACUUAAAACCUAUUGGCUCUGGGGCUCAGGGAAUAGUUUGCGCUGCAUAUGAUGCUGUCCUUGACAGAAAUGUGGCUAUUAAGAAGCUCAGCCGACCAUUUCAGAAUCAAACGCACGCCAAACGAGCUUAUAGGGAGCUGGUCCUCAUGAAGUGCGUGAACCAUAAAAAUAUUAUCAGUUUAUUAAAUGUCUUCACACCACAGAAAUCUCUGGAGGAAUUCCAGGAUGUUUACCUGGUAAUGGAAUUGAUGGAUGCCAACUUGUGCCAGGUGAUUCAGAUGGAAUUAGACCAUGAACGAAUGUCUUACCUGCUCUACCAAAUGCUGUGUGGGAUCAAGCACCUUCACUCUGCGGGAAUCAUUCACAGGGAUUUAAAACCAAGUAAUAUUGUGGUAAAGUCCGAUUGCACGUUGAAGAUUCUGGACUUUGGACUGGCCAGGACUGCAGGCACCAGCUUCAUGAUGACUCCGUAUGUGGUGACACGUUAUUACAGAGCACCAGAGGUCAUCUUGGGAAUGGGCUACAAGGAGAACGUUGACAUGUGGUCAGUAGGGUGCAUCAUGGGAGAAAUGAUUAAAGGUGCUGUGUUGUUUCCUGGCACUGAUCAUAUUGACCAGUGGAAUAAAGUAAUUGAGCAGCUGGGAACACCAUGUCCAGAAUUCAUGAAGAAGCUACAACCCACAGUGCGGAACUACGUUGAGAACCGACCUAAGUAUGCUGGUCUCACUUUCCCCAAACUUUUCCCAGACUCUCUCUUCCCAGCCGACUCAGAACACAACAAACUCAAAGCCAGCCAAGCCAGGGACCUUUUGUCAAAGAUGUUGGUGAUUGACCCAGCCAAGCGGAUAUCAGUGGAUGAAGCCUUGCAGCAUCCAUACAUUAAUGUGUGGUAUGACCCAGCAGAAGUGGAGGCGCCUCCUCCUCAGAUAUAUGAUAAACAGCUGGAUGAAAGAGAACAUACGAUUGAGGAAUGGAAAGAAUUGAUCUACAAGGAAGUAAUGAAUUCUGAAGAAAAAACUAAAAAUGGAGUAGUUAAAGGACAGCCUUCUCCUUCAGGUGCAGCAGUGAACAGCAGCGAAAGCCUCCCUCCAUCCUCAUCUGUUAACGACAUCUCCUCCAUGUCCACUGACCAAACCCUGGCAUCUGACACCGACAGCAGCUUGGAAGCUUCUGCAGGACCCCUCGGUUGUUGCAGGUGACUAGCCGCCUGCCUGCGAAACCCAACGUUCUUCAGAAGAUGAGGCAAUUUAGGGGGAAACUAAUAACAAGAAUAAACGAUGGAAAGGAAGAGAAAUAAAAGAUAAAGAUUUAAAUGAAACAAAACCCUUUUCAGCCUGCUUCUCCUACAGAGUUAUGUAAUGCAGCUAAGCUCAAGUAUAUAUUUAACUUAUAGUUGCUCUGCUUUGGUCUUCUUCCAAUGAUGCUUACUGAAAAAAAAAGGGAAUUAAAGAAGCCUUUUUUUUCCAAAAAAUGUAAAAUUAAUGGCUGCAAAACCAGCAACCUGCAACCGUCCUUUUCACACUGGCAUGACAAGGUGUGCAGUAGCCACUCUACGUAUGUAUGUGUGUGUAUCUGAUUUCACGAUCUUGCUAAUCUAUUUUAUCUACUUCUGCCCACGUAGACAGAUAUACACACACAUUUAUCUCACCACAUGUAUAGCACACACACAAAUGUGUAUGAUAGUAUGUGCAACUGUGUAUCUCUAUACAUUAUAUACAGAUACCCAGUAUGUACUCUAGAGCUAAUUGGCCCAUUUCAUGUGAACUACAUAAAUACAUCUGUAACAUAUUGCCAGUAUAUAAUCUGUUCAAUUUGUUCAUUAAGUUGUAUAUCAUAUAAGAUUUGUAAAAGCAAAAAUAAUAAGUCAAGCCUGAGCUCUCUCAGACCCUUGAAGAUGUAGCACCCAAAUUUCAACUGAUAUAUAUAUUUUUAAUAAUACUGGUUUGUACGAAGGAUGCACCGAAUGGAGAUUUACAAGGAAAAUGUGCAUCAGUGGUGCAUGCUAACAUUUGUUGCUUUGAUUUUUAGAACAGAUGAGAGUUAGGACCAGGUUAAAAGGAAGCACAUCUGUCUUUGGGAGCUGUUGGGGUUGAGGAUGGAGUUGUCCUGUGAAUACCUAAUAUCUCAGCCCACAAGGACUUCAGAGACAAACUUUUCAUAGUGAUAAUACAGUGAGUUAUUUUUCUUAGAUAGGCUUAUCAUUGUUAAUUAUAGUGUGUAUGUGUGUGUUAGGGGCUAAAAUGUGUGGGGAUAGGCUCAGAUAACAAGAAGGAUGUACACAAUUUUUAUGUAUCAUUUAUGACUAGGUGCUUGGUAAGCCAGGAUUGCAGACAAGGGAUGUUUGCAGUCUACUCCCUCUCUAGGUAUUCGUUGCUGCAAAGGAGUUGAAUUCCCUUUAAAUAAUUUCCCUUGUGGGAAUUACAUUACUUGGACAACAUUGAUUCUAUAGUUCCUUUCAGCCUUUUUUCCCACUGGUGACAAAUCAGCAGAUUCCUCAAAAUGCUUCAUCAACUGGGCUAUACAUAGAAGGUUAGUAAAUUGAAUGGUCAAAUAUUCUCAUACACAAUAGGCUUUGCCUUUGUUUAACAGCCAGGAGCCAAGCUGGGAGUGUAACAAUCAGGGUCUCAGGCAGCUUUUGCAUAUUUCUAAAGAAGCCAAUAUUGAGUAAAUAUUCAUUGGAUUUUGACAGAUAAUACUACUUUGAACUUGCCACAGAGAGUAGUGUCAGGUCUUUUAGCAGCAUACAGCAACACUACACAAUUGUUUAGGGCAAGUGAAGAACAGUUUUUCCUCCUGAAACAGCAAUGAGGAUUUUAGGUAGGCAAAAUGCAAUUGUCUGAGUUGGAAUUUAGCCAGGAUUCUAGGGUUCACAUCUCUCUCCUCUUAUUCAAAUGUGCUGUGCCAUCUGUAAUGUAUGCCUCAUCCAAAUGGCAGGACGAGUUAAUUUAAAUAGCUUAUUCUAUUUAACUGUAAUGUGUGACAAUUUUUGAAUUUACAACUAUUUGAUUGGACAGUUGACAAAUCUGUCAUCCCUAAGCUGGGGAAAAUAUCUGAAUAUCAACUGAGAUUUUGUCCAAAGUAAAAAGCAAACAAUAAAGC
Mauremys mutica (yellowpond turtle) is the source of this 3560-nucleotide messenger RNA. RefSeq names its product mitogen-activated protein kinase 10 (gene MAPK10). Bases 266 to 1660 code for a protein of 464 amino acids. The record is from RefSeq and is a predicted model, not a curated record. Gene Ontology annotation, cellular component: nucleus; cytoplasm. Lineage: Eukaryota; Metazoa; Chordata; Testudines; Geoemydidae. The transcript has 15 exons. Gene Ontology annotation, biological process: JNK cascade; protein phosphorylation. Gene Ontology annotation, molecular function: ATP binding; JUN kinase activity.